Molecule: messenger RNA, 897 nt
Organism: Aureobasidium subglaciale EXF-2481
Lineage: Eukaryota; Fungi; Ascomycota; Dothideomycetes; Dothideales; Saccotheciaceae
Exons: 2
Coding region: 61-897 (278 amino acids)
Source: RefSeq, a predicted model, not a curated record
GCCUGACAGGCUGCAUACCGUGUAGAUAUGAUGACACAUAAGUCAUGGCAGUGACUACAAAUGAUUCCCUGCCCAAGUUGGGUCAGCUUGAUGCCUCGUGCGUACGUACUCACCUUUUUAGCUGUGGUCAUCGCACUGUUUUUGGCCUGCAAGUCCAACAACAUGACGGGUUAUAUUUCAAAAGACCAGAGUUGGGCAGACGGCCCAUGCGAACUCAUUCAUACACCACAAUUCUUGACCAAGAAGGAAGACAUCUGGACAAAGGGCGCGACACACAUGGCACUGCUGCACAACGCCAUUCUUCGAGGCUUCAACACCAUCUACCUACAAGCGCCUCAUGUUCAACCCGAGGAUCACCACGCCUUUAUCGGGUACAGCCUGACGUGGUAUCGCUUCGUCAAGAGCCACCACGACGAUGAAGAAGCAGAACUUUUCCCCAAGACCUUCCUUGAAGGUCUCACAAACUUCCGCGACUACUUAGCCAACCUCCCCUCACCUGCGUCUUUCGACGGCAACGAGCUCGUCGACAUCAUGGACUCUUUCCACCGCCCAUUCGAGCAUCACUUCCAUCAUGAGGUCGACACCAUAGCUUGCUUCGCAACCUUGCCCAACACCCCGACUCCAGACUCUCUCGAAGCCUCUCUCGCCGCUGCGACCUUCAAAGCGUGGGGUAAGAAGACUCUCACAAAGGCUGGCAUGACCGACGUUGUACCCUUCGCUCUCCUCAACCUGGAUAGAACAUUCGAAGGUGGCUUGUGGGCUGCUUGGCCUCCAAUGCCGGGUCCUGUCAGGUGGAUGAUGGUCAAUAUCUUCGGCAGCUGGAAUUGGGCCUGGUGGAAGUUUGCGAGCUGUGAUGCCUCAGGCAGUCCACGGGCACUUCAUGCGCUGCAGGCCUAG